AUGUCUCAAUUCACAACGCUCGAAUUAGCGAUUAUUGCUAUUGGACUUGACGAUGAAGAUAGAAGCUCAAAAAACAACAGACGAAGAUUUUGGGUGCAUAAAAUGCGGCCGACCGGCGAGCGCGGUGCGGCGACCGCUAGCUGUCAGCGAGUGGACGCCGCGCAGACCGCUAGCUGUCAGCGCGUGAACGCCGCGCAGACCGCUUGCUUGCAAUGCGUGGUCAAGAGGAGUCGACUGCCGAGCAGUCCUGACAGCGGUAAGCUCGCUGUCAGCGAGCUGUCCGCUAAUUUACGUUGCCAAUGUAAAAUAUAUCUAAAGAGCAAUACUUAA
Molecule: messenger RNA, 330 nt
Organism: Parnassius apollo (apollo)
Lineage: Eukaryota; Metazoa; Arthropoda; Insecta; Lepidoptera; Papilionidae
Source: the annotation of a GenBank genome assembly